Lutzomyia longipalpis is the source of this 1959-nucleotide messenger RNA. It is a transcript of the gene scramb1, whose product is annotated as phospholipid scramblase 1. NCBI's taxonomy places the organism in Eukaryota, Metazoa, Arthropoda, Insecta, Diptera, Psychodidae. The record is from RefSeq and is a predicted model, not a curated record. Bases 371 to 1411 code for a protein of 346 amino acids. Gene Ontology annotation, biological process: plasma membrane phospholipid scrambling. Gene Ontology annotation, cellular component: plasma membrane. Gene Ontology annotation, molecular function: phospholipid scramblase activity. The transcript has 5 exons.
CCUGGCCAGGGAUUAAAGGGAUCUUCCACUGUUUAAAUUGCAAAGAAUUCCACGGGAAUUGUGGAUGAUUUCCGAGAGAAAAUUCAAAAUAAACAACAAACAGCACGCGCGCGUUCCUUCAAUUUUGACAAGCAGUCGGUGAAAAAUAUAAAUGUGUGUGUGAAGUUUUGCGUGUGUGUUUGUGUUUUUAUUUUGAAGUUCCAGAAGAGAGCAAAAAAGGGAAUUUUGGAGAAAGACGUAGAAAAAUUCUUCUUCCUCGUCACAAAGCUUCCCAAAUCUUCCUGAUCAGAAGAAGAAAAGUGAAGGACUUCCUGACAAUUACGCACAAAACUCUUUCCAGACUCCAGAAAAUUCCUUUGAAAGCUCCAAAAUGAAUCCCUACGGACAACCCCCAGCUCCUGGCUUCAAUCCCGGCAAUCCAGGCUACCCACCACCGCAGCAGGGCGGCUUUCCCGGGCAUCCAGACAGUUACGGAGCGCCUGGCUUCGGAGGAGGACAAGCCUAUCCACCAGCUUACCCGCCAAACAUGGGCUACGCACCACAAGGACCAAUUGUUCAGCAACCAGGAGCCUACGGUGGCCCUGGGAUGCCACAACCCGGUGGCUACGUACCACCAGGCUACCAAGGACAACCCCAACCGCCCUACCAGGGAGGUGGUGGUGGACAGCAUCCCAAUGCACCGAACUUCCCUCCAGGACAAGAUGGUUGGAUGAGUUCACCGCCACGAGCCCCCAAUUGCCCCCCUGGUUUGGAAUAUCUUACACAAAUUGACCAGUUGCUGGUGCACCAAAAGGUGGAGCUUCUGGAGGCUUUUACGGGUUUUGAGACCAACAAUAAGUUCACAAUAAAGAACAGCAUGGGCCAGAAGGUCUAUUGGGCGGCUGAGGAUACUGAUUGCUGCACACGCAACUGCUGUGGCCCCAUGCGCCCAUUUGACAUGAAAAUCCUCGAUAUUUACAAGAAUCAAGUGAUGCAUCUCUAUCGUCCAUUGCGCUGUCAAUCCUGCUGCUUCCCGUGUUGCCUUCAAACCAUGGAAAUCUCUGCUCCACCGGGGAAUAUUAUUGGGACAAUUGAGCAGGAAUGGUCCAUCUUUACGCCCCAAUUCAGCUUGAAAGAUCAAACUGGGGAGACAGUAUUGCGCAUUGAGGGUCCCUUCUGUACAUUCAGCAUUUGCGGGGAUGUGGAGUUCAAAGUGUUGACCCUCGAUGGGCAACAAGUUGGGAAGAUUAGCAAGCAGUGGUCGGGCCUGGCGCGUGAGAUGUUCACUGAUGCCGAUCAUUUUGGCAUUAACUUCCCAAUGGAUCUCGAUGUGCGCAUGAAAGCCGUCCUUGUUGGUGCCUGUUUCCUCAUUGAUAUUAUGUUCUUUGAGAAGAGCGGCAACCGUGAGCAGGACCGUCCUGGAAUGUUUUAAAGAAUUAGCUGUUCGAGUUUUUAUUAAAUAUAAGAUGAAAAAAACAUUAAUAAAUGUUAAAAAUGUCUUCAUUUAACGCGCAAAUCUUUUCAAAAAAAAUUGCAUUUUAAUGCGCAUAAAGUUAAACUAAAACGACAUAUAAAGUGUACUUUUUAAUGUAAAAAUACCGAAUUUUUUGACAAAGUAUUUUAUGUAGCUUUUUAGGGUAAAAGUGUCGUAUUUUUUUGAAAUGGUGGUCAUUUAUAAACCAAAGUUUACCUCAAUGUUGAAGAGAAUUUAUUCAAUAUAUAAAUGUUAAUUCUAAUAGAUUUAUUGUAAACAAAGAAAAAUUGAGGAAUUUAUUGCUUCUUCUGUGUUUUCCAUGCUCUUCUUUGCUUCCAGAAAAAUAACAUUUUCACAAAUAAUUCUUUAAAAGAAAAAUACGUACAUUGUUUUAUUCUAUCUUUAUUCUAUAUGACAACGUUGAUGAAAAAUGUGCAAAGGCUCUUAAAAAUGUACUUUAAUUAAUAUUAAUAUUUUUUGUCUAAAUAAAGAAUUUUCUUGAAAUA